UAAUAAUAAUAAUAAUAAGAAACACUUUCCCAAAGGAGAAAGGACCCAUCAAAAUAUCUCAUUGCUCUUUUGGCUCCUUUUUGCAUCGUCAGCCAUUCUGCUCUUUAACCAAUACCCUUUUGCCUUAAAGGAAGAGAAGAAAAAUAAAAAAGAACAAAGCUCAUCAUCUAUUUAUUACCAGAUCAUUCCUCUUGCUCUUUCUUUUAUGUUAGCCUCUUUGUUUCUCAUGUCCUCUUCUUGUUUCUUGGUCUCCUUAGCAUCGUUCUCCCUGCACGAAUCUUUGCUUAGAUUUUGAUCUUCAACAUUCACUAUUACCCUCGAAUUUUUGUGUUAAUUGUUUCGAAUUCAUUCAAGAAUCAAGAUCUAGAAAUCACUUUUCCUUGUUCACACCAAGCAUUUACUGAUAACUUUUUCUCUUUCUUGAUAUUUCCAUAUUCAAAUCCGAAGCUGCAUUUUUUGUAUUCCCCACGUUUCCCCAAGAACAAGUUCCCAUCUUUGUAAAUAAUCCAAGAAGAGAAAAAAGAAACCUAAACCCACAUCGAAUCUUACCUUUUUUUCUCAGUUUCUAAUCAUGAAUCGUCUACAACGAGUGAAGGAAGAGUAUGCAGGAGCUAGCUCAUCUUACUCAGGCAUCACAUCAGCAGCUAUUCCUCAACCAAUGGAGGGGCUUCAGGAUGCUGGUCCUCCCCCUUUUCUCACAAAAACUUAUGACAUCGUAGAGGACACUGCCACAAACCAUAUAGUUUCUUGGAGUAGAGGCAACAAUAGCUUCGUUGUUUGGGAUCCACAGACCUUUACCAUGAGUCUUCUGCCCAGAUACUUCAAGCACAAUAAUUUCUCGAGCUUUGUUAGGCAGCUUAACACAUAUGGGUUUAGAAAAGUUGAUCCAGAUAGAUGGGAAUUUGCUAAUGAAGGGUUUCUCAGAGGGCAAAAACAUCUUCUCAAGAACAUAAGGAGGAGAAAAAAUCUACAUCCUCAGGUUUCUCAGCACUGCCUAGACCCUUGUGUUGAAGUCGGAAGGUUUGGACUAGAUGGAGAAGUUGAUCGAUUAAGGCGAGACAAAGAAGUUUUAAUGAUGGAACUUGUCAAGCUUAGGCAGCAACAACAGAAUACUAAAUGUUAUCUUAAAUUAAUGGAAUACAGACUCAAAAGGACGGAGACAAAACAGCAACAGAUGAUGGGUUUCUUGGCUAAAGCAAUGAGGAAUCCCAAUUUUAUGCAGCAACUAGUCCAACAAAGGGACAUGAGGAAGGAACUCGAAGAAGCAAUUAGUAAAAAGAGAAGGCUGCCUAUUGACCAAGGGCCAAGUAAUGUUCAAGUUGGAGAGUUCAGUCAUGGUGAAGUAUUGGAAACUUUUGUGAAGAUUGAACCACAGGAGCUCGGUGACCUUUCUGAGUUUGAAGUUUCAGAACUAGACGCACUGGCUAUGACCAUGCAAGGAGUGAGUGGAAGCCAACAAAACAUGGAGGAAGAAUGUUUAGAGAGACAUGAACCUGAAGAUAAAGACCUUGAUGAGGGGUUCUGGGAUGACUUAUUGAAUGAGGAUACUGUGGAAGAAAUGGACAUAUUAGGUGGUGAUGUUGAAGACAUAGAUGCGUUGGUGGAGCAGCUUGGUUACUUGGGUUCCAGUCCGAAGCAGACAAACUGAUGUCAUGCUGCUGCUUUUUCCUGUCUGCUUCAGUGCUUUCGAGUACGAUAGACUCUCACUUCAGCUAACUGUCUAUAUUUUUUCCUUUGUUUAUUUAAUUUUGACACCUUUCUGCCAAAAGUCAUGGAUUGUAUUGGUAAUUGAUAGGAGGCUAGCUGCCAAUAUACGUUUAAUUAAUACUGAAAGAAUUAACUAGUCCUCAGCAAUUAAAGCACAGGAUGUGUCCUUAGAAACUAGAUAAACAGCUUAAUUAUCAUUUUCUGGUAUCAUUGGCGUUGAUGUCAUUGAUUCAGGUUCAAUCAUACAUGCAACAAGAUAAACUCUUUUUGUUCUUAAAAUCAGAAAUCAUUCUUGAUCUUGGAAUAGCUUGUCGUUCAGCUUGUUCUUGACAUUCAAAUAUGCGAGCUCUUGAGCAGGAGGUGAUAUAUAUACUUUUGAGUGUUUCAUAUGCGUUAGUGGGCCCAAAGUGAUGAUUUUCUUUGCCAUGAUAUGUAUACAAAUGCUUUGAUUGGGACCAUCUUGCGUCUUGAAACCAAGCCUGCGCUGUCUGUCUCUGACCAUGUCGUUAAUACUGUUUCUUGGUGCUCUACAUGUUUCUAGAGCAAAUACCAAUAAUAAUUUCGCAUUUUUUUUUGGGUCAUGAAGUGGUGGGCCGGUGGUGGUGUUACCAAAAUGAUUAUUCUGAUCUUUAGAGCAUGUUGUAGAAACUUCAGAACAAUACUGUUGUAACUGUAAUUCUUUUUAUUCACUUGCUGCAAAAUAUUGCUUUCUUGAACUUUCUUCGAUUAAAAUAUAGUUUCUAUUUAUAGUAAUAUUUUGACUCCAACAUAUCCACUACUAGUAAGUUCCAAGACCAACUGCACAGUUUGUAUUAAUGUACAUGUGCAGCUCUUAAAGAAGAGUAUGGUAACACUUUUUUUCUCUUUUUAUGGGCACAAGGGUAGAAAGCUAUAUCCUGAGCUUGGAAAAUUUUCAUGAUGUGCACCAUCCGAAUUGAGUUGGAUCACAUUAAACAUUGCAUUUGCCUGCUUAAGAGAUAGGGUUGCACAUGCUAUGCAUGAAUUUAGUUGGCAUGUGUAAAGAACCAACAAGGUAUGGGGACAAGUUUAUUCCGUUUAAACUCAACUUUAGAUUUUACCACAGUAAAUAUAUAUAUAAGCAAGGAUUAUAGCUUGGGCUGGGAGGCCCAGAGAGGCCUUUGGAUUGGACUUGGCUAAGCCGAAAACAAGUUCCUCAAGCCUAGGCCGGCUUAUGGACCCAAAUGAAUUGAUGAAUAUGAGCUCUUAUACAGCAUGAAAUGGACAAGAGUAGCAUCUCUUUCAAAGGUAUGUUGAAUUUGUUUGAUCUCAAACUGUGGUCAAUGCUAAACCAGGCCAACUCCAUCACAUUUCAUUUCAGUGACUUUAGAGCAAUUUUUGGCUUUGUAAACGUUAAGUUUGGUGAGAUUCUUUUUCUAUUGAAUUCUCAGCUAUA
Molecule: messenger RNA, 3121 nt
Organism: Manihot esculenta (cassava)
Lineage: Eukaryota; Viridiplantae; Streptophyta; Magnoliopsida; Malpighiales; Euphorbiaceae
Product: heat stress transcription factor A-6b
Exons: 2
Coding region: 572-1648 (358 amino acids)
Biological process (GO): regulation of transcription by RNA polymerase II
Cellular component (GO): nucleus
Molecular function (GO): RNA polymerase II cis-regulatory region sequence-specific DNA binding; DNA-binding transcription factor activity
Source: RefSeq, a predicted model, not a curated record